Molecule: messenger RNA, 990 nt
Organism: Dracunculus medinensis (Guinea worm)
Lineage: Eukaryota; Metazoa; Nematoda; Chromadorea; Rhabditida; Dracunculidae
Source: the annotation of a GenBank genome assembly
UCGAAAUUUUUUUUUCAGCAAAAAGAAGUCGAACUCUAUAAAUACCUACAGGAUGUGGUUUCAUUUCUAGAAAAAGAUCCGAAAUUCGUUGAAUCAGCUAGAAAUUUAUCGCCAGAAGAAAUAAAGUCGGGCAAAAUUGCUGAUGCACUGGAAGUGCUGUCGCCUCAUGUGCUUGAAAAAUUAAAAGAACUAAAAAAUCAAGAAAUUCAGAGAAUUCGGCGUGAAAUCACGAAACAAAUAGAACUCGAUGGCGGCGCACACAAUAUAAAACUGCCAGAGCAUUUGGAUAUAACUGAUGAAAAUUUCACUAAAGACGAUCUUCGAAAAUUGAUUAAAACUCUUCAUCGAAUAGAUGAAAUUGAAGAAAAGCGUAAGGAAGCAUAUAAAAAUUACGAAAUGGAGAAAAAAGCGAAGAUCGAUCACAAAUUGAAAACGAUGACACCUGAAGAAAGAAAGGAAUUCGAAACCGAACUGGAAAAGCAGAUGCAAAGAAAAAAAGAAGAAGAAUUGAAACAUCCGGGUAGUCACGAUCAAUUGGUAGAUGUUUGGGAAAAAGAAGAUCAAAUGCGCAAAGAAGAUUAUAAUUCUAAAACAUUUUUUGCGUUGCAUGAUACAAAUGGUGAUGGAUUUUGGAAUAAUGGGGAAAUUAUGGCUUUUUUAGAAGUUGAGCUUGAUAAGCUUUAUAAUAGCUCGGAACCAGGCUAUGAUCCGGUGGAAAAUUUCAGAGAGGAAGAAAAACUUCGUAUGUUAAAUCACAUAUUAAAACAAUUGGAUAAAAAUGGGGAUUCCCUUGUGUCACUGCAAGAGUUUCUAGAAGAUGCACAGGCACAAGGCGCAAGCAAACCAGAUGAUUGGAAGGAUAAUUAUGAUGAGCAAGUCUAUUCUCCUGAAGAGCUUCAAAAAUUUGAAAUGGAAUAUGCUCAACAGCAAGGUUGGAGUGACUUUGUUGAUCCAACGACAGUGCCAGUGUCUACUGCUGCGACAAGUUGA